This is a messenger RNA of Nothobranchius furzeri (turquoise killifish), 1963 nucleotides long. RefSeq names its product cytochrome P450 2J6. Gene Ontology annotation, cellular component: intracellular membrane-bounded organelle; cytoplasm. NCBI's taxonomy places the organism in Eukaryota, Metazoa, Chordata, Actinopteri, Cyprinodontiformes, Nothobranchiidae. Gene Ontology annotation, molecular function: heme binding; iron ion binding; oxidoreductase activity, acting on paired donors, with incorporation or reduction of molecular oxygen, reduced flavin or flavoprotein as one donor, and incorporation of one atom of oxygen. The record is from RefSeq and is a predicted model, not a curated record. Gene Ontology annotation, biological process: xenobiotic metabolic process.
GAGCCUUAUCCUGUUGGAGAAUUGGCAGUUCUGAUGUUUUCUCCUACAAAGCAUUUGCCUUUCAUUGCAGAAACAAAAGGCACCGUUUUGAGUUAGACAUAGAGUUGUAAUUAGUUGUUUUUUUAGUAUGGAUUCUUUUUUUGCCUCAUGUGUAUCCUAUUUUGAGUGGGAUCUAAAAAGUCUGCUCAUCUUUAUGGUUAUUUUUGUCAUCUCUGCAGAUUUUCUUAGAAACCGUCGACCUGCUGGCUUUCCUCCCGGACCUCGAACUCUUCCAAUUCUGGGUAACUUGUUCACCAUGGACCAAAAGAGGCCCCAUGAGAGUCUCAUGGAGUUGGCAAACACACAUGGAGACGUGUUCAGCCUGCAGUUUGGUCAGAAAUGGGCCGUGGUGUUAAAUGGGUAUGAGGCUGUAACCGAAGGCCUGGUAACAAAGGGAGACAGCAUGGUUGACCGCCCUUUCCUCACUCUGCAGAAUGAAGUAGCAGGUGGACUAGGUGUAAUUUUCAGCAACGGAAACAUCUGGAAACAGCAGAGACGUUUUGCACUCUCUACCCUCAGAUACUUUGGCUUUGGAAAGAAAUCUCUUGAACCUGUCAUCCUGGAUGAAUUCACACAUUGUGCAGAAGAAUUCAGAGGCUUUAAAAAUAAGCCAUUCAAUCCACAUCUCACCAUCAACAACGCUGUUUCCAACAUCAUCUGUCAGCUGGUCUUUGGUCAUCGCUUUGAGUACAGUAAUGAGGGUUUCAGGAAACUGAUGCUCCUUUUUGACCAAGCCCUCUUCAUUCAGUCCUCUAUUUGGAGUCAGCUCUACAAUUCAUUCCCUCUGGUGAUGAGAUAUCUGCCGGGUCCACAUCAGACUCUUAAACAGAUCUGGUGCGACGUGAAGAGCUUUGUACGAGGAGAGCUGAAUGAGCACAAGAAGAAUUGGGAUCCCUCAGAGCAAAAGGACUACAUUGACUGCUACCUGAACGAGAUUCAUACGAGUAAGGGGCAGGAAGACAACACUUUUGAUGAUGAGAACUUGAUCAUUUGUGUUGUGGAUCUGUUUGUGGCUGGUUCUGAAACCACAUCCACCACCCUGCGUUGGGGAUUUCUCUACAUGGCUAAAUAUCCUGAGAUCCAAAAGAAGGUUCAAGCUGAGAUAGACCGAGUGAUUGGACAGUCCAGGCAGCCAACUAUGGCAGACCGUGCAAACCUGCCCUUCACCGAUGCUGUUAUCCAUGAGAUCCAACGGAUGGGCAACAUAGUUCCUCUAAGUUUACCGCAUGCCACUAACAGGGAAAUUCAACUGAGAGGACACACCAUCCCAAAGGGAGUGCUGAUAAUCCCCAAUCUAGCUUCGGUGUUGUAUGACAAGAACCAGUGGGAAACGCCUUUUACUUUCAAUCCAGGACACUUUUUGAAUAAGGAGGGCAAGUUUGUAAAACAACCAGCGUUCAUGCCUUUUUCUGCAGGAAAACGUCUGUGCCUUGGGGAGAAUCUGGCCAGGAUGGAGCUUUUCCUCUUCUUCACCUCCUUCAUGCAACACUUCACUUUCUCCAUGCCUGCUGGGAAAGAAGUUGUGAUGGAUUACCGCCCUGGAGUAACUCUGUCACCAGAACCAUAUGAAAUUUGUGCCACUUCACGUUAAGAUCCAUUUUGCACAACUCAUUUUGAGAUUUAUGACACACUGUCAACGCCACAGCAGUUGUAUCUCAUAAAGCUGCAACCAUUUAUCAGUUCCUGUAAAUAAUCAUCAUACUUGAUAAGAUCCACCUCAAAACAUAGAUUAGCUCAAAUUUAUCAGAGGAUUUAAAGUUGGUGUACUCUAGUACAAUGCACCAAUAAAAAACAAUCCUGCACAUGUUCUGCUCCUGCUCAGCCUGUAGAGUUUUUGUUUGUCGAUCUUGUUUCUGUUCAUCCUAAUCCACAAAACGUUUUUAUACUCCUUCAGUAACAAAUAAAAGGGUCCUUUUUCAUCGUU